ACUUGUGCUUCACUAUGCAGAGGCGCUUAGUUCCACAAUACCCGUUCUUUUCAGUUGCUUGCUUCAUCAGAAUACUCCCGGUCGAACUAACUAGACUACGAAAUUUUGCCUUGAUUCUAGAUUCUAGGCUAGCUCUCCUCGUCUGGGCAGAAGAUGUUCCCGAUGAAGUGCCGAGCGCUUGUAGUGGCCCAACAUCAGGUCCAUCACCAGACCCCAGUCCAGAACCAAAAACUAGACCCACUUGAAGGCCCAUCUCAGCUCCUCACCCGAAUCAAUUCUUGAACCUUCCCUAACGUUUCUCAAACAUUGUUUCCUUUAGUUCCGGUAGAAUCCAAAUGUCAGGAAACCCAAUCUGAGACAGACUUCGCACGGAGGAUUUUGCAGCUGAUUUGGCUUAAAUAUUAGUUUUGUGAGCGCUCGAUAUUCGUCGUCUCGGCCUUCUCUAAUUUUUCCGUUCCUUCUCGCCGGCUACUUUUUGCCCUAAAUGAUUGGCGAACAAUCGGACACAGAGCGCGCCGAAGCACUCGAUUUUGCCGCCCAGCAUUGUUCUUGCUUUAAAAACCGAGCACCGCAGCACCACGAGCCACUCCACUCCGCCUCCUUGUCCCUGCUUCAUCAUCAACUCCAAGCAAGAGCAGCUAAUAGUACGGUGACCCACACCUGUAAGCCAUUGUGUCUUGAUCGAUUUUGUUGGUGGACUGUUGGCUUCUCUUGAGAGAGUCCAGGCCUACCGUAUCCUUAGCAGUGUAUUGUACAUAGAACAGCAAGAACGGCUACAUUGGAGCACAUCCAGAGCACCGACAACGACACCAUCACACAAGCAACAUCACCAUGAGAUACGACUUGGCCUUUUUCCUCUGUUGUUGCAAAUCAUUUCUGGGCUCCGAUGACGAUGCGGACGGAAGCGACUUUUACGCCCAGCUGGGGAUCACAAGAGAAGCCACUCAAGAUGAAAUCAAACGAGCCUAUAAACGACAAAGUCUACAAAUGCACCCUGACAAAUUGGCACAACGAGGACAACAAGUCACAGAGGCAGAUCAAGCAAAUUUUACAAAGAUGAAGGAAGCCUACGAAGUGCUAUCCGAUCCACAUAAGCGAGAAACAUACGACACCAUUGGCGCUAGAGGGAUGAAAUGGCUAGAAGAACCCUUUAGUGUGGACCCACAGGAACUCGCACACAAUUUUGCCACUAGUUCAGCACUGGAUCGAUCCAAGAUCUUCUCCAUUUUUGUGGGUGUGGCUGUCGCUGUCUUGAUAUUGCCCAUCCUAGUCUGUCUACAUGUCGAUGGUGUAUUUGGAGAUGAAGCCUCUUGGUUUGCUACACUGACGCCUCUGUGGAUAUGGGAUGCUUUCAUCUUAUUCUAUCACUCUAGAGUGAUCAUGAUGGGACCCAUUGCUCGACCAGAUCACAUACCUCCGGAAGAAUGGGUCGAUCCGCUGCCAAUGAGGAAACGGAUCUUUUCUCUGGUCAGAUUCGUCCUCAUUGUACUCUUUGAACUGCUAGUGGCACUCAAACUGGAUGGUCUGGUCCGAUGGCCCUGGGCUUUCAUCUUUUUCCCACUCUACGUAUGGGAAGCUACAACCCUCUACAAAAAACUACCACUGGCUCGAAUGCGCAUCGUUACGGUCGAGGAUCUGGAGACGGCACUGGGCAAACCGUUCUCAGAGUUCACGGUCGCUGAAAAGGAACUCAUUGGAAAGCGAUAUUCAGUGGUGUCAUCAGCCACAAGUCCGGAUUUUGAUGCUGCUCAGAAACUAAAGACACGGGCACGACAUGACAUUGUCAAGUCAAUCUUUCGCAUCGUGUUUGUGCUAUUGAUGCUGGCACAACUAGAUGGCCAUGUCAGCCUCAACUGGUGGCUCGUCUUUACACCCUUCUGGGUAUUGACGGCACUGAUUUGCUUUGCCAAUUAUCAGGCUUUUGCAGAAGUCCAAAUUCUAGCUGCCGAAAAGGAUCCAACACUAUUCGGCCUCAAGAAGGAGGACGUGGAGAAGCAAGCAGGUUACGGUGCAGUAGGGGCAAACGGUGAGGCUGCUCCUCCAGCGGCACCAAAACCAGAGAUUUCAGAAGAAGAACGAGAGGAGCUCAAGGCGCAAGUCAUGGCCAGUGGGUCAAGACUUUGCAGCAAGUGCUGCUCCCAGGGAUUCUUCCUGAUUGUUGUAUUCCUCUUCCUUGCAAAGCUGCAGGGUGCAGGCUUCUCAUCUCUUUGGAUCAUUUCUCCUUGUCUCAUGGUGGCUGGCAUCAUUUUGUGCUGUUUGGGCUGUGCCAUUUUUGGAAUUACGGAGGUGCCAACUGACGGAGUAGAGUUUGAUACCGGGGACUCUUCAGGAGGCGACAACUCUUCUCCACCCAUCAUACCUGUACCUCCCACUCAACCUGCUCCUAGCCAACCGAUGACUGCAAUGCCAUACAACCCUCCACCAGCAGAAAACGCAACUGCUCCCAGUUCCACAGGAUGGGACCCUGAAAAGGGCGAAGCACGAAAAGCUUUCAUUUCCACUGAUCCAAAUCCCACCUCUGUUGCGGCUCCGGUAGUAAUACAAAGCACAACACCAGCACAGCCACUGCCGGCUCAAACGCAGCAGCCUCCCGUGGAUCUUCUAGAUUCCGAACCUGGCGCUGCGGCUCCUGCUGUUGCGGAUACACCGCAACCUGACGUCUUAGGAGGCUCUAUCCAUGAGCUCGACUAGCAACAUGCUCUUUAUCCCAGCUAGUUGUAAGCCACUAAUCUUUUUGUGAAAAUAGAACCAAUGCCUUCCAUAUUAGUGUUCUAUCAUAAUUCAUGUAUUAUUCUCUUCUGAUAAGCUACCGGUAUUUCGUGCUACGGUAGGGGAUGGCGGAGCACCUUGACCUCGAAGGUGGACCUAUGUAUUUCUCCGUCUGGUUAUUUGGUUCCGUCCCUUGGGGCUUCCACGGGUGUCACAGCGAUGGCGUCGGGUGCUGAGUCUUCGACAAUCCGAGCAGCGGCAACAGGAAUUGCCUCAUCGGCUGGUGCUGAAGCAUCUUCCGAAGCCAGAGGCGCGCUUGGACGAAGAAGUGGUGUCGAUGACUCAUCUUCUUCGGAAGGCGGGGCAGUGGCUGCAGUUCCUUCGCGUGCGGAUGCGUUGGCCCCUCCGUGCUCCUCAUCUUCUCGUGAAACGCGCUGCCUAGAGGUUCUCCUUCGGUUCUUGAGACAGCUCCAAAUCUUGUACAGAAUGACCAAGACGCCAGGGAUCAAUGAAAGCAACGCAAUGAAGGAGAAAUCACGUUUCCCAAUGAUUCUGAUAGAAAUCUCCUCAUUGCCUUGGCUGUUGUCGUGCCACGGCGAUGUGUCUAGAAUGAUGCACUUUGCAAACUCGGUCUGAAUAGGAGGGCAGGAGUUGAAAGCAAUAUCAGAGCAGAUUGGGGUCUUUCCUUUGACGUUGAAUGUUGUUAGUUCGAACCACAAGUCCACAAGCAAAUCAGCGCCCCUUGGGUAGGGGUUAUCAUAGAGCAGGGUAUAUGCGUCGUUGCGGUCCGCUUGAAAUCGCCCCACAGUCGGUUGACGAUACGUGUCCUUCAGCCUCCAUGUUUUCAAUGAACUUUUGAGCAAGUCCGACCAUUUGUCCUCAUCGUGAAGAAUGUCAUCUUGUUGCAGUAUAGAGAUUUUGUCUUGGCCUCUCAGCAGAUACACGUUGCUGGCUCCUUGCAAUUGCGUAAAAUCGGCCUCCACCUUGGACCCUUUGUUGAGAAAGAAAU
Messenger RNA from Seminavis robusta, 3718 nucleotides. The record is from the annotation of a GenBank genome assembly. NCBI's taxonomy places the organism in Eukaryota, Bacillariophyta, Bacillariophyceae, Naviculales, Naviculaceae.